UCACAUAGCUUCCGGUAGAGAGACCGACGCAUUUCCGUGUUGAACCACGUUGUCACGUUUCCACCAGAAGAUUCAGGUUAUCACAGUUUUAAGCUGUAUCUAAGUACCCAAACAUGCGGCCAUUAACAGAGGAAGAGACGAAAACAAUGUUUGAGAAGCUCUCAAAAUACAUCGGUGAAAACAUAAAGCUUCUGGUGGACCGACCCGAUGGUACUUACUGUUUCAGACUACACAACGACCGCGUGUACUACAUGAGCGAGAAAAUCCUAAAGCUGACCACAAACAUUUCCCGGGACAAGCUCGUGUCAGUGGGGACAUGUUUUGGAAAGUUCACAAAGACAAUUAAGUUCCGGCUGCACAUCACAGCUCUGGAUUUCCUGGCGCCUUAUGCAAAGUUCAAAGUGUGGGUGAAACCUGGAGCAGAGCAGUCUUUCCUUUAUGGGAACCAUGUAUUAAAAUCUGGGCUUGGGAGGAUCACUGAAAACACUCAGCAGUACCAGGGUGUUGUGGUGUACUCCAUGUCUGAUGUCCCUUUGGGUUUUGGAGUAGCAGCCAAGAACACUCAGGAGUGUCGGCGUGUGGACCCCAUGUCCAUCGUAGUGUUCCACCAGGCUGAUGUGGGAGAGUUCAUUAGGAAUGAAGACACUUUAACAUAAAAAUACAUCAAAUGAUUGGACUGUGGAAUUCCCAUUUUCUUUGUCUAAGUAAAGUCCAGCUCCAUUUACAGAAUACAAACCUGGAACCGCAGUUGAUCCCACAUAACUGUUAGGUGGUUGGAUUUCAUAACCUGAUCUGAUGACGUUAAUUGCAGAUGUCACAAGGGACAUGUCUAGGGACAGCAAUGUGAUCCCCUCCAGUGACUCACUUUGAGACACAAAUCAUCUGAAGGAUUCACUCGUUCUCGGGACUUCUGAUCCGCCUUCACUCCGAAUUUGACUCAAAUCUCUUCAAAAUGAAGGGGAAUAGUUUUCAUUGUGCAUAAUUUUGUAUGUUGUCUUUCAAAUAAAUCAAGAUUGUCAUAGAU
Molecule: messenger RNA, 1024 nt
Organism: Notolabrus celidotus (New Zealand spotty)
Lineage: Eukaryota; Metazoa; Chordata; Actinopteri; Labriformes; Labridae
Gene: nip7
Product: NIP7 nucleolar pre-rRNA processing protein
Exons: 5
Coding region: 114-656 (180 amino acids)
Biological process (GO): ribosome assembly; ribosomal large subunit biogenesis
Cellular component (GO): preribosome, large subunit precursor; nucleus; nucleolus
Molecular function (GO): RNA binding
Source: RefSeq, a predicted model, not a curated record